This is a messenger RNA of Gopherus evgoodei (Goodes thornscrub tortoise), 4302 nucleotides long. Its product is annotated as C-type lectin domain family 4 member G-like. The record is from RefSeq and is a predicted model, not a curated record. The coding region runs from base 302 to 1195 and encodes 297 amino acids. The transcript has 9 exons. NCBI's taxonomy places the organism in Eukaryota, Metazoa, Chordata, Testudines, Testudinidae.
CCCCUCUUGCAGGGCCCAGGGUGAGGACACACCCAGCUCCAAACAGAUUCUCCCACUUAAAGGUUGUCUGUGCCCGCAGGGUCACUGUAUGGGUGGCCAUUAUUUUUCAGCUGCACCAGGAAUAUUGAUUGUACGAAGGCUCCCAGCCGUUAGAGGAGAAGUGACAGGGUCACAGAUUUCUGUGUUCUGAAGAGAGGAAGAGUGGCUGGGUACAUGAGUUUCCUUUUCCAGGAAAGCUGCUCGGAGCCUCAGCUGGUAUAAAAGCCGCUGGAGCGGUUGGGGUAGGAAGAGGUUUAGAGCGAUGCCUUCGGGCAGCAUUUACCAAAAGUGCGAAGAGUCCGACCAAGAGACGCUCAAGGAAAAGGAGACAGAAAUGGCGUUUCGGAGAGCAGGGAAUUCCUUGCUUCAGUGUGGUAGGGGCCUGAAUGGGGAGGAAAAGUCCAUAUUAACCCUUUACGCUGUGCAUGCCGUGUCAUUUGUGUUAUGGGCCAUCCUCCUCGCCAUGGUGAUUGGAAAGUACUCGGAGAUGUCCAAGGAGCUGGAGCAGUUGCGGACUGAUCAAUCUGUGCUGAGAGGCAAUGGCUCCAAGACAGCGAAGCAACUGGAGAUGCUUCAUUUCAACCAGUCCGCCAUUCACAGCACUGAGGUGGAACUGGCCACGGACCUGAAGAGGCUGCAGUCAGACCAGGCCACACUGAAAGUGGAAGUGUCGGAGGAUCUGGCCAAAGCGAAAAGUGACAGAGAUGACAUCAGGGCUGAGGCCUACAAGAUCCUGGAUGCUGUUCAGAAAGGGAAUGAGUCUGCCUGCAGCAUUUGUCCAGCUGGCUGGCUGCUGAAUUCAGGGAACUGCUACUACUUCUCCACAGAGCAUAAAUACUGGUCUUAUGCCAAGCAGGCCUGCAAAGACCAAGGCGCCAUGUUGAUUAUUAUUGAUAACCCACAAAAGCAGGAGUUUUUGACAAAGAAUGCUAACGGCAAGCAGUACUGGAUUGGCCUGCACGACGUUAACAAUGAAGGGACAUUUAUGUGGGUCGACGACAGUUCUGUGUCAUACAGCAACUGGGAUCGAGGGGAGCCCAACAAUUUUGGCAGUGGCGAGGACUGCGUGAUGAUGCUUAAAGACGGGAAGUGGAAUGAUGCUCCAUGUGUGAUGAAUGCGGUUGGCUGGAUCUGUGAAAAGAAGUGGACUUGUUAAACUGUGGCCAGGAGGAACACAACACAGCCAGCACAUCUUAAUAGCCACAGAUCCACCCCGCUGCCCUCUGGCCCCUUCCAUGCAAGGUCUGCCAGCUCUUUACAAACUUCAAUGCAUUAAACCUCACAGACCUCAUCCCUUCCACUCUUGGGAACAAGGUAUUAUCACCCCAUCUUUACAGAUGGGGAAAGUGAAGCACAAAGACUUACCCAGGUCACAGCAGUGAAUCAGUGGAAGAGACUGGAUUAGUACCCAAAUGUCCUGACUCCCAGUCCCCUGUUCUUAUUACACCACAGUAUUUCAGAUGGCUGGAAACAGGAGUCCUGACCACUCCUGCUCUAACCACUAAACCAUCCUCCCCUCCAAGAGCCAGGGAUAGAACCUAGGCAACUCCCAAUGCUCCUGAGUCCUGACUCUAAUCCCUAGAGCCCAUUCAAUUCCCAGCGCUGGGAAUAGAUCUUAAGUGUCAUGAAUUCCAGUCCCUGCUCUAACUAUUAGACAAAAUAGAUUCUUUCACAACGUGGCAAUUUAUUGGGUGGAAAACCCAGCUAGCCUCCAAACUAUAUUAAUCCAUUAUCAGCGUUUAUGGGGAAAGGGGGUAGGAUCCUUACUGCGCGUGAAGUCAAAUUUUAGAACCUGCCAGUCAAUCCCAUCAACAUGGUAUAGAUCUGGUCAUUGCUCUAUAGUAAAGGAUGUGGCCAACUUCCUGGUUUAGGGCAAAUUUUCCUCCCCUGCUAAUUAGGGCUAAAAUUUACACAUGUAUCUCAGAUUAUCCAUCUGUGGUGAUCUGCCAAAGGAGAAGUUUGGGGAGAACUAGACAAGCAGUGUGAGAAAUCAAAGGUUUCACUUCUGUAAAAUUGUCCUAAAUUAGCCAGGCAUGAAAUGGAGAGGAAAAGAGGCAGGGUUUAGCCCUGAAUCCUCAAAGGCAGCUAGGUAACUAUCUCCACUCAGACCGAGCCCAUCUUUCCCCUCUCUCAGGUGGGUGCCCUAAUUGCCAUGGUAACCGGUAUUCUGGGUGGGUUUUGUGGUGGCCAUGGCAUACAAACAGAAGUUAUAAUUCAGAAAAAUAACAUGCAAGAACCAAAAGCAGACAGAGACAAAGCAGGCUGCUCCCUAAGGCAGAGAGGCAGCACUCCUCCCAUCUUGCUCUAAGCUGUCCAUCUGUUUGCAGACCUUGUAGGACCCGGGUAAAAAAACAUGACAUUUAGAGUGUGAGCUUAGCACUGUAACAAUUUUCAAUAUACCACAAGUUUCUCUCCGUUUCUCCUGCUGGAGCUGUUCCACUUUGUAUAAUUAAUUAAAUGAAGCAGGGACUGGACCCUGGCUCUCUACAUCCCAGGUGAGAGUCCAAGCCACGAGGAAAGAGAGAGAGACACACUCUCAUCCCUAUCUGGCUUUGGGCAGGUUAGGCAUGCUCAGAGCAGGCCUCCAGGAUCAGCUCACACUGGCGGGAUAAGUUGAGGGGAGGGGCGAAGUGCCUAGUCUGAGAACCCUUUGGGGUCAGCAUGAUUUAGGCGUGAGAGCUCUCCACAGAGUGUGAGCUGUAGGGCAGGAUCGGCACUCAGGCAGCUUUGUGACUGUCAGCCUCAGAAAUUUAGGCACCUACAGGGUUCGGUGGCAGCUGAGCUGAGCAGCUUUUCUGAGGAUGUUAAUGGUGCCUAAACACGGGGGGCAGGUAUCAAAGACAGGAGAAGGCUAAGCCACCCCAAACUGCCUGCCGUGGCCCCAGCCAACCUCCACUCCCAGACCCCCUCCUGCUGCAUCCUUCCCAUGUAGCCGGGGCCCUGGGUUUGUCUACACAUUUGGGCUUGUCUACACAUCCAGCACACUGGUGGAGGGGCGCUGCUGUAGCACUUAGCAAAGACACUUCCUAUGCUGACGGGAGAAGCUCUCCUGUCGGGAUACUCCACCUCCCCGAGAGGCGGUAGCUUUGUUGAUUGGAGAAACCCUCCCGUCGACAGUGCUGUCUACGGUGGGAAUUCGGUCAGUAUAACUGCGUCACUCAGGGGGUGUGAAUUUUCCACCUCCUGAGCAACACAGUUAUAUUGACAUAAGUAGGGAGUGUAGCCCAAGCUUUAGAAUCAGAUUCCUGGAAACAAUCAGGAAGAAUUCAAACUGCCUUCAGUGGUGUUUGCUUAAAAUUCACUAUUUUGGGGAUGUUAGUAAACUUCACCGUUAGAACAUUCCCAAGAAGCAAAUGCUAACGGGGCACAAAGAGAGUAUUGGUUUAAAAAUGCAAAGAAAUAGCCAGGAAUUAUUCACCCCGCUCUCAUCUCACCAGUCACCCUGCCCAAGAGUUGUUAAGCAUUCUUCCUACUUAACAGGGACUAUUCAGUCACCCAUGCUGCGAUUUACCCAAAACACUGGGGUUAUCACAUUGACUUUUGCAAUCAUGGGCAUCUUUGAUGUUCUCAACACAUUUAUACAUUUACUCCAGGGGUUUGUGUAUUCUCGCACACUCUGGUUUCUAGGUGCAUUGGCUGUUCUGGCUGCUGACUUGGGGAGGUACCAGUUGUAGUAUAUGGUUUGGAAAUAUUUGUUAAUAAUCAGAAUUAAUUUGCAGCCCGCAUUUCCUUGGCUACCGACAAACACCAGCUCCAACCUGCCAGACCAUGGGUGGGGUGCGGGGGGAGUUUAGUCACUGCGGGAGCUGGACUAAUGUAUAAACCUUUAGUGCUGUUCUGGUGUAAACAAUGACCUGCACAUGCAGCUUGCCCCUGUUUGGUUUAUGCCAGGGCAGCUGGUCUGCACUAGGGGUUUGCAGCAGCGCAGCUGCAAUGGAGCAGCAGCAAAGCUGGCAAAACCUCAAUGGGCACAAGGCCUCAUUCUGCAAAGGAAGCAGCAUUGAUUAGACCAGCAGCUUAAAACUAAUUAAAUCAGCAACAGAGGCACAAACUUACUGCAAGGUGGGGUGGGAUGGUAGAGCUUCAGUGGAUCUCUUCUUCCCCUGCUCCAGUGAAUUUUCCCCAACCCAAACCCAUGAAUGCAUCCCCAACUCACUAGGGGCUACAGCGGCAGCUGUAAGCAGGAAGCCAGAGAGCUUCUCUAUCUCUCAGGGCUGGUCUACACUGGAGGGGGGUAUGGAUCUAAGAUACACAACUUCAGCU